UGCAAACCGCAAGAUUUAAUGGAUCGCAUCUACGAACGUAAAUUAGCACAUCGUCUUAGUUUAUUCAUAUUUUAUUGGGGCGCCAAGUAUCCCCCCAAGCGAAGUGAAGUACAAUUUUCAGAACCCUUAAAAGCUGUAGUCGUAACCAGACCAAGGAAUAAAGCUUUUAGGAUUUACUACAAUCAAGCCGUAUCUAACAAUAACGGCCAACUAUCCUUGGUCAGUUGGUAUGAUGGUGAAAACUUGGGCUUAAGCAAAGAGCCUCUUUUGCCUUUAGCUUCUCGUGUUUACGCAAAUUUCCAUGGAAGAGUAUUUCGAGUUCCAGUAUUUCAUUCGCCGCCUUGGUUUUGGGUUAAUUACAAAAAUGACACCAAUGGCAAAGGGUCGCAAUUAGAAUAUGAUAAUCGCGAGAAUCACAAGAGAGAAGAGAGUUCGGAAUUCCAAGAAGUCCAGGUAAUCGGUGGCCGAGAUCACCGCCUUUUGCAAUUAUUAGCUAAGCAUAUGAAUUUUGAAUAUGUUUACAUUGAGGCGCCGGGUAGAACGCAAGGAUCAUUGCGUGCGGACAAUGAGGAUAACGAAACAUUUACCGGUGGUAUAGGUUUGCUACAAAAUGGAUUGGCCGACUUUUUCCUAGGUGACGUCUCAUUAAGCUGGGAACGACGCAAGGUUAUUGAAUUUUCGUUUUUCACUUUAGCCGAUUCAGGCGCUUUUGCCACGCAUGCUCCACGCCGUUUAAAUGAAGCUUUGGCUAUUUUGCGGCCUUUUAAAGCUGAUGUUUGGCCUUAUUUAAUACUAACGAUUAUUUUCUCGGGUCCUGUAUUUUAUUUUAUAAUAGCUAUACCUUUUAAGUGGCAGGCUGAAAACGAUAUCAAUAAGCAACAUAAAUUUUACAUGACUUAUAUAAGAGAAAUAACGCAUAUAGAGGGCAGUAUUGAUGGCAAUCGACACGGAACACAAAAACCAGAUGCAGAAAUACCUAAGAAUUUAUUUGAUAAAUGCUUAUGGUUUACGGUGCAAUUAUUUCUUAAACAAGCCUGCAAAGAGUUAUCCUCCAGUUACAGAGCAAAAUUUCUCACAAUUGUAUAUUGGAUAGCGGGUACUUAUGUUUUGGCUGAUGUUUAUUCGGCGCAGUUGACAUCCCUUUUUGCAAGACCGGCACGGGAACCUCCGAUAAAUACUUUAACGAAAUUGCAAAAAGCUAUGCUUGAGGACGGCUAUCAAUUGUUUGUAGAAAAAGAAAGUUCCUCGUUGGAAAUGUUAGAGAAUGGUACCGAAAUAUUUCGUCAACUUUAUGCUUUAAUGAAAUUGCAGAAUCCUUUGGAAGAUGGCUACCUUAUCGAGUCGGUAGAAGCCGGUAUACAUUUAAUUGCUGAUGGGCAGGGGAAUAAAGCGGUUUUGGGCGGCAGAGAGACUUUGUAUUUUAAUAUUAAACAAUACGGAUCAAAAAAUUUUCAACUUAGCCAAAAGCUCUACACACGUUAUUCAGCGGUGGCAGUACAAAUCGGUUGUCCUUUCCUUGAUAGUUUGAACGACGUGUGGCAUACUGGACAAAAUGACCACCGCCGAAUAUGAAACACAGUCCCGUUUCCUUAAUAAAGAUAAAACAUGUAAGACGAUACCUCAAAUGAUAGAUGAGAACGAUG
Messenger RNA from Glossina fuscipes, 1643 nucleotides. It is a transcript of the gene Ir40a, whose product is annotated as ionotropic receptor 40a. The transcript has 8 exons. Gene Ontology annotation, cellular component: membrane. Gene Ontology annotation, molecular function: glutamate-gated receptor activity. The record is from RefSeq and is a predicted model, not a curated record. The coding region runs from base 19 to 1572 and encodes 517 amino acids. NCBI's taxonomy places the organism in Eukaryota, Metazoa, Arthropoda, Insecta, Diptera, Glossinidae.